AGAGGGGCAGCCUGCCUAGCCUGGUUCUGGACUUCUGGUCCCUCCCUCUUAAGAGAGGGGCGGACCCUCUGGCUCCGAGCCUAGCCUGUACAGCAGCUGCUGCUGGCAUAACCCAACUGAAAACCCUUCCCCCUCUUCGUCUCUCCUCCCUACUACUCUUCUCCUCCUCCUUUCCACUCCCCCAGGUAUAAGGGCUGGGCCAGGUGAGCCGGCUCCUCCUGUCUCCGUCCCAGAAGCCCUAGCAGAAGAUGAGCCACUGGUCCCUCAGAGACACAUUAUAGGAGAAAACUCCCAGAUAACCAAGAAGUGACCCCCUGUUCCCAGCCCACUCACCCACGUCAUCAUGGGACAGUGUCAUUCUGCAAAUGCUGAGGAUGCCCAGGAAUUUAGCGACGUGGAACGGGCCAUCGAAACUCUCAUCAAAAACUUUCAUCAGUAUUCAGUAGAGGGGAAGAAGGAGACGCUGACACCUUCUGAGCUUCGAGAUCUGGUCACCCAGCAGCUACCCCAUCUUAUGCCGGGCAGCUGUGGGCUGGAUGAGAAAAUCGCCAACUUGGGCAGCUGCAAUGACUCCAAGUUAGAGUUUGGAAGCUUCUGGGAACUAAUCGGAGAAGCAGCCAAGAGUGUGAAGCUAGAGAACUUGAGCCGGGGAAACUGAGCCUCCCCCACCACCACCCAGGAGUCUUGGGAAGGGGUGGGAAGGAGCCCCCUCCCCCCACCAGAGACUGUGUAAACAUAAAAAUAAAAGUUUUUUUCUUCCCUAGCUUCCCACCCUAUUCCUCUCCUCCCUCCCCCAAGGCUUUGUGUAUAUCUUCCUCUCCUACUGGGGCAUUCAUCCCACUGACUGCUCUAUAGGACUUUGGGAGGUGGAAUUGGGGUUCUCCCCACAGUAGGAGGUACAGGAGGGGAACCAAGGUGGAGGGUCAGAUUUUUAAGGAAAAUGGUGGCAUGAACUGGAGUGGAGAGGGCAUUCAGAAAGGGUUGGGGACUGAUUUCAUUAAGGGAGGGACAGGCAUGGGAGCUAGGAGAUUGUAUAUGUGGUGCUAAAUGAGCUUUUGGCCCUCAUCCCCUUCUAAAGCAUAACCGUCCAGCCAGACAGGUCCCUUUCUUUCUCUUCCUUUCCUUUCCUUCUUCCUCUUCCUCUCCUCUUUCACCCACAUAUCCUAGGACCCUAACCUUUCUAGGUUUUGUCCUUUUAGAAAAGGAAGGAGUGGGCAGAGGGGACAAUGGUUGAUCUGGGACUAGGGAAGGUGUGAUUUGAGGGUAGGGGGCUUGGUGCUUGGGGCAUUUAUGGAAUGAUGGUUAUUUUGUAUCAUUUGAUUUAAUAAAAAAAAAAAGAAA
Molecule: messenger RNA, 1341 nt
Organism: Antechinus flavipes (yellow-footed antechinus)
Lineage: Eukaryota; Metazoa; Chordata; Mammalia; Dasyuromorphia; Dasyuridae
Gene: S100A14
Product: S100 calcium binding protein A14
Exons: 4
Coding region: 344-658 (104 amino acids)
Biological process (GO): response to lipopolysaccharide; toll-like receptor 4 signaling pathway; positive regulation of monocyte chemotaxis
Cellular component (GO): perinuclear region of cytoplasm
Molecular function (GO): chemokine receptor binding
Source: RefSeq, a predicted model, not a curated record